Molecule: messenger RNA, 1086 nt
Organism: Alternaria incomplexa
Lineage: Eukaryota; Fungi; Ascomycota; Dothideomycetes; Pleosporales; Pleosporaceae
Exons: 2
Coding region: 1-1086 (361 amino acids)
Biological process (GO): interstrand cross-link repair; protein ubiquitination
Cellular component (GO): nucleus
Molecular function (GO): ubiquitin protein ligase activity
Source: RefSeq, a predicted model, not a curated record
AUGCCUUUCUCUGAGUUGCCAGCUGCUCGACUCAGUCUCUACCAACUUGCAGCCCUCGUUCAAGCAGGCAUGGACAACUUCCUCAACACGCAACUGCAUCCCGCAGACACUUGCAACAUCUGCACCGAGCACUUCAGCGCGACCCAUCAGCCUGCGGCGCUGCCUUGCAAGCAUAUCUUCGGUCAUGAGUGCAUCAUGAAGUGGCUGAAGGAGGGUAGGGGAAACUCAAAUGCUUGUCCAACUUGCCGUUACGUCGUGGUCCCCAAACCAAACCCACGCGCAACCUUCGAUGUUGCCUCAAUCUGGAAAGCAAUAUGCGACCAGCCGCCCGAACGCCUCCAUGCUUUCAUGAUGAAGAUAUGGUCUGGCCUGGAGAUACUUUGGCAGCGAGAGCCCACCGGUGCCUUCACAGUAACCUCCAUUCUCGACCAAGCCAUCAUCCCGGCCCUGAUUAACACUGCACAUCGCACUAACGCGCCCGAUGAUCGGCGGCCAGACUCUCUUUUGGAUUGCUACAAUCUCGUGGCCGCAUCUUGGGACUCCCUGGGCCGCCCCAACAUAGCGACUGGUCUCGCGAUCCCGUUGGUUCGGCUUGCACGUUUGAUGGCCAGCGCAGGUGCUGUGCUACCAAAGUGGCUGACCAAGAACCCACGCGCAAACAGACUAGUCUGGCGCGCAAAUGCCUGUCUACCUAUCGGCGAAGUAGACCUAUCGUGGCGCUACAUCAUCGAAGCCUCUCAACAGAUCGAGUCGCCUUACUUCCCCUUGCUGCACCUCUAUACCGUCUUCAUAAGCCAGAGCAUCGCUCACUUCCCUGCACCGAGUCCAUAUCCCACCAAGCGUCUUGAAAUCAUGAACCUUGUGGUUGAGCGCUGUUGUACGAAGAUUGGUGGUGGAGGGGCGGCUUGGAAGGGUAAGCCGGGCGACGAGCUCAAGGAGGCUUUGGUGGGGGUAUACGACGAGUUACGAAGGCAUCAGCUGGAAAAGAAUCGGAUGAGUCUGCGAGGUCACGACGGAGAGGAUGCGCUGGUCAAGGGCAUAUGGGCUCUCGCUGGCUGGGGCGGAGGAAGAGGUAACGCGCGCUGA